This is a messenger RNA of Thalassophryne amazonica, 732 nucleotides long. RefSeq names its product ras homolog gene family, member Ab (gene rhoab). Gene Ontology annotation, cellular component: cleavage furrow; dendritic spine. Gene Ontology annotation, molecular function: GTP binding; GTPase activity. Gene Ontology annotation, biological process: stress fiber assembly; small GTPase-mediated signal transduction; cell migration. NCBI's taxonomy places the organism in Eukaryota, Metazoa, Chordata, Actinopteri, Batrachoidiformes, Batrachoididae. The record is from RefSeq and is a predicted model, not a curated record.
UGGACGGAGCCGCGGGUGGACGCAGCGUCUCAGAAAAGACUGAAAAACCGACUGCUGGCCGCAUAAACUACAGAGAUGGCAGCCAUCCGUAAGAAGCUGGUGAUUGUGGGCGACGGGGCGUGUGGGAAGACCUGUCUGCUGAUUGUCUUUAGCAAAGACCAGUUCCCUGAAGUCUACGUUCCCACUGUGUUUGAGAACUACGUGGCUGACAUCGAGGUGGACGGAAAGCAGGUGGAGUUGGCUCUGUGGGACACGGCGGGUCAAGAAGACUACGACAGGCUGAGACCUCUCUCCUACCCGGACACUGACGUCAUUCUCAUGUGCUUCUCUAUAGACAGCCCUGACAGCUUGGAAAACAUUCCAGAGAAGUGGACCCCGGAGGUCAAACACUUCUGUCCCAAUGUUACCCUCAUCCUGGUAGGAAACAAGAAAGACCUGCGUAAUGAUGACACGCGUUGGGAGCUCGCCAAGAUGAAGCAGGAGCCGGUGAAGAUGGAUGAGGGUCGGGAAAUGGCCCACCGAAUUGCAGCGUUCGGCUACAUGGAGUGCUCUGCCAAGACGAAGGAUGGUGUGCGGGAGGUGUUUGAGAUGGCCACUAGGGCGGCGCUGCAGGCCCGCCGCUUAAAGAAGAGCAGGAAGUGUGUCGUGCUCUAAAAAGACUGACACAUUUGGACUGUUUUGAUCCUGGGCAGCUGUGCCAGGGUUUGAGUUUGGGUGGGAUGGAGGAAAUAC